Molecule: messenger RNA, 2257 nt
Organism: Phasianus colchicus (ring-necked pheasant)
Lineage: Eukaryota; Metazoa; Chordata; Aves; Galliformes; Phasianidae
Source: RefSeq, a predicted model, not a curated record
CAUUUAUGGCCGCGACCGCCGCUUCUGGAGGCGGCAGCUCCGCGUCGGCUUCCAGCUCCUGUGCCGCCGGGCCGCCGAGGAGAUCCUGGCCCUGCGCUGACGUCCCCAAGGUCCCCGGGGUGUCCCCAAGGUCAUCAGGAUGUCCCCAAGGUCAUCGGGACGUCCCUGCACUCCUCAAGAUGUCCCCAUGGAUCUCAAGAUGUCCCCAUGGUCAUCAGGAUGUCCUUGUGGUCCUCAAGAUGUCCCCAUGGAACUCAGGAUGUCCCCAAGGUCCUCAAGAUGUCCCCAAGGUCAUCGGGACGUCCUCAUGGUUCUCAGGAUGUCCUCGUGGUCCUCAAGAUGUCCCCAUGGAACUCAGGAUGUCCCCAAGGUCAUCGGGACGUCCCUGCACUCCUCAAGAUGUCCCCAUGGUCCUCAAGACAUCCCGAAGGUCAUCGGGAUGUCCCCUGCGCUCCUCAAGAUGUCCCCAAGGUCAUCAGGAUGUCCCCAAGGUCCUCAAGAUGUCCCCAAGGUCAUCAAGAUGUCCCCAAGGUCAUCAGGACAUCCCUGCGCUCCUCAAGAUGUCCCCAUGGAUCUCAAGAUGUCCCUAUGGUCAUCAGGAUGUCCUUGUGGUCCACAAGAUGUCCCCAAGGUAAUCAGGAUGUCCCCAAGGUCAUCGGGACGUCCUCAUGGUCCUCAAGAUGUCCUUGUGCUCCUCAAGAUGUCCCCAUGGACCUCAAGAUGUCCCCAAGGUCCUCAAGAUGUCCCCAAGGUCAUCGGGACAUCCCCUGUGCUCCUCAAGAUGUCCCCAAGGUCCUCAGGAUGUCCUCGUGUUCCUCAAGAUCUCCUUGUGUUCCUCAAGAUGUCCCCAAGGUCCUCAAGAUGUCCCUAAGGUCAUCAGGACGUCCUCAUGGUCCUCAGGAUGUCAUCAUGGUCCUCAAGAUGUCCCCAUGGAACUCAGGAUGUCCCCUGUGCUCAAGAUGUCCCCAAGGUCCUCAGGAUGUCCUUGUGUUCCUGAAGAUGUCCUCGUGGUCCUCAAGAUGUCCUCGUGGUCCCCAAGAUGUCCCAAAGGUCAUCAGGACAUCCUCAUGGUCCUCAGGAUGUCAUCAUGGUCCUCAAGAUGUCCCCAAGUUCAUCGGGACGUCCCUGCACUCCUCAAGAUGUCCCCAUGGACCUCAAGAUGUCCCCAAGGUCAUCGGGACAUCCCUGCGCUCCUCAAGAUGUCCCCAAGGUCCUCAAGAUGUCCCCAAGGUCAUCGGGACGUCCUCGUGGUCCUCAGGAUGUCAUCAUGGUCCUCAAGAUGUCCCCAUGGAACUCAGGAUGUCCCCUGUGCUCCUCAAGAUGUCCCCAAGGUCAUCAGGAUGUCCUCGUGCUCCUCAAGAUGUCCCCAUGGAACUCAGGAGGUUCCCUGUGCUCCUCAAGAUGUCCCCAAGGUCCUCAAGAUGUCCCCAAGGUCAUUGGGACGUCCCUGUGGUCCUCAAGAUGUCCCCAAGGUCAUCAGGACGUCCCCUGUGCUCCUCAAGAUGUCCCCAAGGUCCUCAAGAUGUCCCCAUGGUCAUCAGGAUGUCCUCGUGGUCCUCAAGAUGUCCCCAAGGUCAUCAGGACGUCUCUGUGGUCCUCAAGAUGUCACCAUGGUCCUCAAGAUGUCACCAAGGUCAUCAGGACAUUCCUGUGGUCCUCAAGAUGUCCUCGUGGUCCUCAAGAUGUCCCCAGUGUCAUCGGGACGUCCCUGUGCUCCUCAAGGGAUUCCCAUCAUCUCCAGGACGUCCCUGUGGUCCUCAGAUGUCCCCAAGUUCUCCAGGAUGUCCCCAUGGUCCCCAAGAUGGCCCCAUGUUCUUCAGGACGUCCCCAAGAUGUCCCCAAGGCCACCAGGACGUCCCCAUGCUCCCCAAGAUGUCCCCAAGUUCUUCAGGAUGUCCUCAAGGCCACCAAGAUGUCCCCAUGGUCUCCAAGAUGUCCCCAAAAUCUUCAGGACAUCCCCAAGAUGUCCCCAAGGCCACCAGGACAUCUCCAUGGUCCCCAAGACGUCCCCAAGUUCUCCAGGAUGUCCCCAAGAUCUUCAGGAAGUCCCCAAGAUGUCCCCAAGGCCACCAGGAUGUCCGCAUGGUCCCCAAGAUGUCCCCAAAAUCUUCAGGACGUCCCCAAGGCCACCAGGAUGUCCUCAGUUGUCCCCAAGUUCUCCAGGAUGACCCCAAGAUGUCCCCAAGGCCACCAGGACGUCCCCAAGAUGUCCCCAAGCUCUCGGGGACACCCCCGAGGUUUUUAAUUGUUUAAUUGC